GCGGUCCUUAAAUCCCUGACCUAAUUUUUGCUUAAAAAAAAGACAUUUUUUUUCUCUUUUGCAACUCCACCACUCGUACGCCAUUGCCACUACUCCGUCACCACCGCCGCUGCUCCACCACCGCCGCCGCCCCACUCCCGCCGCCGCUGCUCUUUCUCAGUUAUCAUGGAAAGAAGUUUCCAAGAUGGAGAUAUAUUGAAAUUUUUAGAAGACAGAAUUCAAUUUCACAAUGAGUUGAAGCAUACGAUAUGGAAUAUUGAUGGCCAGUAUAUAGAGGAUAGAGGUGAUGGCAUUGAUGUAACCGGUACUGGUUUUUGUGUUCAUCCACAUGGAUACAUUCUGACUUGCUCUCAUUGUGCUGCCGACAUGAUUCAAGUUGCCAAUUUUCAGACCAGUGUUGUGCACCCUGCUAAAAUUGUUGGAAGAUCCCAUAAGCAUGAUCUGGCACUUCUAUUAUGUGAGCUGGAGUCGGAUGUUAUUCCGUGUUUUGAUUACGUCAAGUUUCCGGAUGAACGUGAUCAAUUAUUUGUGGGGGAGGAAGUUCAUUCGAUUGGACAUCCGAGUUCACUGAUAGGGUCUCUUAUGAGCGGGAUGAUAGUAUAUCCCUGUAGUGAAGAUUAUCUCUGUAGGACUCUUGAAAAUGUUCAAUUAACCCUCCUGUAUCCUACCCUGAAUCCGAAAAUGCCAAUUAUUCAAAUUAGCAAUUAUUUUGCUACAGCUGGAGCUUCUGGUUCACCUAUUUUUGACAAUACUGGAUGUGUUGUUGGCAUGCUCAUUGCGCUUCACAAACAUCACAACUUAGGAGUCCAUUUCAAAAUCUUGAGCCAAUUUAUUAAAGAAAAUCUUCAUGGAUCAGAAGGGUCACAGAAAAGAAGAGGUAGAAAGUGGAGAAAAAGAAACUAAUUUGGCUUUUAGAUUUCUUCCGCUGCAUGAUGGUACCAAAGAGGCACAUUUGGAUUCCAGGGGAUAACAUGUAUGCUUCCCGUGAUUCACUGCAUUUUGGUUGUGUACCAUGUGGUCUAUUUCAGGACAGAGCUUUUGUGAGGGUAAAUGUUUUUCUGUUUUUUUAUUAUAAGCUUGUCACCUGUUUUUGGUUGUAAUGUCAUCAUACUUUCUCUAGCCUAUCUUCUGUCUCAAUGUUUUCUUCUUAGAUUUUGCAUUCUCUAUGAAUAUGAUCUGAAGGGAAGUGAUUAUGAAACGAUUGUUAAAGUUUACUGCACGAAAUGGUAGAAUUAGAUGUCGUGUA
Mercurialis annua (annual mercury) is the source of this 1246-nucleotide messenger RNA. RefSeq lists its product as uncharacterized. The record is from RefSeq and is a predicted model, not a curated record. The transcript has 3 exons. The coding region runs from base 166 to 903 and encodes 245 amino acids. Gene Ontology annotation, biological process: proteolysis. Lineage: Eukaryota; Viridiplantae; Streptophyta; Magnoliopsida; Malpighiales; Euphorbiaceae. Gene Ontology annotation, molecular function: serine-type endopeptidase activity.